Messenger RNA from Microplitis demolitor, 7583 nucleotides. It is a transcript of the gene Khc-73, whose product is annotated as kinesin-like protein KIF13A. Gene Ontology annotation, biological process: microtubule-based movement; cytoskeleton-dependent intracellular transport. Gene Ontology annotation, cellular component: microtubule; kinesin complex. Gene Ontology annotation, molecular function: microtubule binding; ATP hydrolysis activity; microtubule motor activity. Bases 560 to 6343 code for a protein of 1927 amino acids. Lineage: Eukaryota; Metazoa; Arthropoda; Insecta; Hymenoptera; Braconidae. The transcript has 15 exons. The record is from RefSeq and is a predicted model, not a curated record.
GGCGCUAGCUAGCAAACCAAGAGGUCUCGUCGUCGUUUAAACAGGCCACCAGCCAGCCACCAGCAACUCUCCUGCUCCUCUCCUCAGUUCUCGCUCACUCUACACCAGUGCUAGAGUAAUAUACAAGUAAGCAAAAGCAACCACCAGCAAGUUGACGCACGGGCUUCGGGCAUCGGGCAAUAUCUCCUCCAAAAGCAAUAUGGCGAAGUGUGUCACGAGUACGGUUAGACGUCGUAGUGAUCUUUGAACGAAAUAAAAUAAUAAAUAAAUAUUUAAUAAUAGUAAAUAUUAAAAUGAAAGGCUGAGGUAUGGGUUGACUCUAAAGUUUUAUUUUAAAAAUAAUGCGCCGUAAAAAUUAUUUUGUGAUUGACAAGACAGUGUGUUGCAAGUUUAACAUCUCGCUGUUUUUAUUGUUGUGAUUUUCGUUUAUUUUAUAUUCAUUAUAAUUACCAUUAUAAAUAUAUUUAUAUAUUUAUAAUCUAUUAAUAUAUAGAUAUAUAUAUUUCAAUAUCUAUAUUAUAUUUUAUUGAUAUUGUGAGCGUAAUUGAUUGUGUGAAUCAUGGCCACGGAUAAAAUUAAGGUUGCCGUGCGAGUCAGGCCAUUCAAUCGCCGAGAAUUGGAACUUGGGACACAAUGUGUUGUGGAAAUGACUUCACAACAGACUAUUCUACAACAUCCCACGAGUAUGGAUAAAAUUGAAAGAAAUAAACCCAAGACGUUUGCUUUUGAUCACUGCUUCUAUUCAUUGGAUCCUGGUAGUGAAAAUUUUGCUAGCCAAGAUUUUGUAUUUGAUGCUCUCGGACGUGAUAUUUUGGACAAUGCAUUCCAGGGUUACAAUGCCUGCAUUUUCGCUUAUGGACAAACCGGUUCUGGGAAGUCUUACACAAUGAUGGGUAGUGGUGACAACAAAGGCAUAAUCCCGCGACUGUGUGACAACCUCUUCGACAUGAUUGCGAAGCAACAAAGCUCGGAAUUAAGUUACAAGGUCGAGGUCUCGUACAUGGAAAUUUAUAAUGAAAAGGUACACGAUCUACUGGAUCCAAAACCCAACAAGCAAUCCCUCAAAGUCAGGGAGCACAAUGUUUUAGGACCUUACGUUGAUGGAUUGAGUCAACUUGCUGUUACUUCGUAUCAGGAUAUCGACAAUUUAAUGACUGAAGGAAACAAAUCUCGGACAGUGGCAGCGACAAAUAUGAAUUCCGAGAGCUCACGUUCCCAUGCUGUAUUUUCAGUGAUACUCACGCAAACAUUGACCGACAUGCGGAGUGGCGUAACCGGUGAAAAAGUGUCACGUAUGAGUUUAGUUGAUUUGGCUGGUAGUGAGAGAGCCGUUAAAACCGGAGCUGUCGGUGAUCGACUUAAAGAAGGCAGUAAUAUUAAUAAGUCAUUAACAACGUUGGGUCUAGUCAUCUCAAAAUUAGCAGAUCAGAAUUCUGGUGGUAAAAAUCGUGAUAAGUUUGUACCCUAUCGUGAUUCUGUUUUAACAUGGCUGUUGAAAGAUAAUUUGGGUGGAAACAGUAAAACCGUGAUGGUGGCCACAAUAUCACCUGCGGCUGAUAAUUAUGAGGAAACAUUAUCAACGCUGCGGUAUGCCGAUCGUGCUAAGAGAAUAGUUAAUCAUGCUGUUGUUAAUGAGGAUCCUAAUGCCAGAAUAAUCCGGGAAUUGCGUCAAGAGGUUGAAGCGCUCAAAGAAAUGCUGCUGCAUGCUACUGGUCAGGGUCUGGCGGUUGGUCAGCGACGCACUGACCUGACGGAAAAAAUAUCCGCGUCCGAGCGAUUGAUGAAGGAAAUGUCGCAAACUUGGGAGGAGAAAUUAGUUAAGACUGAACGACUACAGCACGAACGGCAGCACGCGCUCGAGAAAAUGGGAAUAAGUGUCCAGGCCUCGGGAAUUCAAGUGGAAAAAAAUAAAUUCUAUUUAGUUAAUUUGAAUGACGACCCCAGUCUCAAUGAGCUUUUGGUUUAUUAUUUAAAGGAAAAGACUUUAGUCGGCGGUAGAUCAGCGACGACAGAGCAGGAUAUUCAAUUACACGGACUGGGUAUUUUACCUGAGCACUGUGUAAUAACCAUCGAGGACUCAGCUCUCUACAUGACACCUCUAAAUGGAGCCAGAUGUUUUGUAAAUGGUAGUCAAGUCGUAGAAAAAACUCCAUUAUUACACGGGGAUAGAAUUGUAUGGGGUAAUCACCAUUUCUUCCGAGUAAAUUGUCCUCGCAGCGCUACCGCUAUCAGCAGUGAACCUCAGACACCGGCUCAAAAUAUUGACUACAACUUUGCCAAGGAGGAACUGAUGUUAAAUGAACUUUCAAACGAUCCCAUCCAGCGAGCUAUUGCGCGCCUAGAGAGGCAGCACGAAGAAGAUAAACAGGUCGCUCUUGAGAAGCAGCGUCUGGAGUACGAACGUCAGUUUCAGCAGCUGCGCAACAUUUUAUCCCCAUCUACUCCCUACUCUCCUUAUGUACCUUAUGACCCACUAAGAGGUAGUCACAGUGGUAAACUACCCGCCUGCACACCAACAACACAAAUGCGAGUUGAAAAGUGGGCCCAGGAACGUGAUGAAAUGUUUAAGCGCAGUCUUGGUCAAUUGAAAACUGAUAUACUUAAAGCCAAUUCAUUAGUACAAGAAGCGAAUUUCCUGGCUGAGGAAAUGGAUAAGCAGACUAAGUUCAGUGUUACCCUACAGAUACCUCCGUAUAAUUUAAGUCCUAAUCGAAAGAGUGUAUUUUUUCAGCGCGGUGCGUUUGUUAGUGAACCGGCGAUUCUGGUAAAGCGUGCGAACAUGGGUAGUCAAGUCUGGACAAUGGAGAAACUGGAGAACAAAUUGAUCGACAUGCGGGACAUGUACGAAGAAAAAAAAUACAACAAUAACAGUCUGCCGCGAUUGCCAGCAAUAAAAGACGAAGUACCGGGAAAAACUCAGGACCCGUUUUACGAAUCACAAGAGAAUCAUAAUCUCAUUGGAGUAGCAAAUAUAUUUCUGGAGGUUUUAUUUCACGAUGUGAGACUCAAUUAUCAUACGCCGAUUAUCAGUCAACAGGGAGAAGUCGCGGGUCGGCUUCAGGUUGAGAUAAGUCGAGUAAGUGGACAGUUUCCCCAGGACAGAAUAUGCGAAGCUGCUUCUGAAACCUCUGGCUCGGAUUCAGGUUCGUCUGAGCACGAGGACGACACGGGAACAAGUCAGAUAACGUGUCGCGUGACAAUUAAACAAGCAAGCGGACUCCCACUCUCACUAAGUCACUUUGUCUUCUGUCAAUACACAUUUUGGGGUCACCCUGAGCCAAUUGUCGUCCCGCCAGUUGUCAAUCCAGAUUUACCAGCGACCAAUUGCAACACAAUUAAUAUUAAUACCACUACCACAACUCCAAAUCAACGUGACUCAAUGACGUUUCAAUUUAAUCACACAAAAGACUUGACCGUACCCGUUAAUGAAGAAUUCAUGGAACAUUGCUCGGAAGGUGCACUAAGUAUUGAAGUCUGGGGACACAGAAGCGCUGGUUUUUCGCGAAGUAAACCCGGAUGGGAAGUAGAACAACAGUUAGCCAAAGCACGGUCCCUCGCUGACCGCUGGUCGGAAUUGACGAGGAAAAUUCAAUUGUGGGUUGAAAUACAAGAGCUGAAUGAACAGGGUGAGUAUUCACCCGUUGAAGUUGUGAUGAAACCCGACGCAAUGACCGGUGGGGUUUAUCAACUACGUCAGGGACAGCAGCGUAGGAUACAGGUGCGAGUUAAGCCCGUAAAAAAUUCUGGUACGCUGCCCAUAAUAUGUCAGUCUGUGCUAGACAUAGCAGUCGGAAGUGUUUCCGUACGUAAUCGCUACCAAAUUCCACUGGACAGUUAUCAAGAUGAGGAUUUAAAUGUCCUGAGGGAAAAAUGGAGCGACGCGUUGAUGAGGCGACGGCAGUACCUGGAUCAGCACAUUCAGAAGUUGAUAAACAAAAAAAAUAAAACUGACCAAGAUGGCGAGCGCGAGCAAAGUUUAGUUGACCAGUGGGUUAAUUUAACUGAGGAACGUAAUGCCGUAUUAGUACCAGCAGCAGGUUCUGGAAUACCUGGGGCUCCUGCUGACUGGAACCCACCUCCAGGUAUGGAGCCACACAUUCCCGUACUAUUUCUUGAUCUCAACGCCGACGAUUUGUCGACUCACCAGUCUGGUGAAGAAGUUUCCAUUACCGGUUUGAAUUCCAUAAUAUCUAAAGAACAUGGUAAUAAAUUUUUUACUCUACCAAUAAUACGUCAUUUAGAAAAAGACGUAUGCGCUAUUGCCGCAUGGGACUCUAGUAUACACGACGACGUUCAUUUAAAUCGCGUUACCGAUACCAAUGAACGGGUAUUUUUAAUAUUAAAAACAACCGUCCGAUUGUCACAUCCAGCGCAGAUGGACCUCGUGCUGCGGAAAAGACUCGCGCUUAAUAUUUACAAAAGACAAAGCAUUGCUGAUAGAUUAUUUAAGAGAAUCGUACGUACUGACUGUCUAACCCAGACCGGGGUAACUUACGAAGUUGUUUCCAAUAUACCAAAGGCUAGCGAAGAGCUAGAGGACCGCGAAAGCUUGGCACAGAUUGCCGCUAGUGGCGAAGACAGUGGACUGUGCGAUGGAGAGACUUAUAUUGAAAAAUAUACAAGAGGUGUUUCGGCAGUCGAAAGCAUUUUGACACUAGAUCGAUUGAGACAAAACGUCGCAGUUAAAGAACUACUCCAAGCACAGGGUCAACCAUUGAUGCGCAAGACAGCCAGCGUACCAAACUUUUCGCAGAUAAUGAGAUUCGACACCUCCAUGGAAACGCUGAGUGUCACGCGCUCAGAAAGUGUAACUGAUCUCAAUUCGGAACUUAAUGGCCUACCUCAUCACCCAAGACGGGCGUCAGUCGGACACGCGAGAAAUGACGACAGUCUUCUCAACACGACACCAUUGAAACCAUUCGGAAUCGCAUCACCAAAUAUGACCGGUAAGUUGGGUCUGCGUAUGACGACAUUACAUGAAGAAACGUCACACAGUAAUCAUCCGGUAUCUCCGAUCCAAGAUGACGACGAAGAAAAAAGUGAUGCUGAUUAUUCUGAGUAUGAAGCUUACAAGGCACCGACAAAGUUUGUGAAGCCACUAACAACUUCACGUACACUUGACUCACUGGCAGAGCUUCAAUCAACCAAGAUUAAUACACCGAGUAUGAGUAGCAGUGGUUAUGGAUCUCAAGCCGUAUCAACAACAAAUUUGACCUCCGAUGACUCGAUGUCGAUAAAAUCAAUCAGCGUUGACGAGACACCUGACUUAGAGUAUCGCAAUUUAAUUGACUUCAAAAAACCCGAAAAAAUGGACAGCUCAUUGGUUGAAGAAACUCCAGAAGAAUAUUUAGGAGAAAUAAACACCGACUUAGAUAAUUUGACUGUCUCACAACGAAUAGCAGACGACGUACGACAGACCGAGACAGCAAGACCGGAAAAUCCGGAUAUCAGCAAACGUUUCUCCAACCCCUUUAAUAAAAAUGACAGUGAAGAAUUAAAUACGCAAAGUAAUUCAUCGAUUGAUGACAAAGAUCACGAAGAUAAAAGAAAUGAAAUGGAAAUCAGCCAAGGGUCAAGUGACGAUAGUCCUCUGGAGGGCAAUUCAAUUGUCAAUACAAAACUUCCACCUGGUAAAGUUGUGCGGAGACGGAAACAAUCCGGUAGUUCUGCCUCGAGAACUUCAAAUAUUAAUAUUAAUAAUAAUAAUAACAAUAAUAAUAGCAGUAAUAAUAAUAAUAAUCAACACCGAGCUUCAUUUCCAAUGGUCCGUCCACACCUCUCGGAAAGUAAAGUCGCAGCACAACUAGAGCAUAUACUUCAGCAACCAGAUAUGGGCUACGAGAAUGGUGACAAUAGUUCGUCAGCAGAACGUAUCGACGACGAUAUGAGCGAUAAAAAUUCCGGAUUCGGUUCACGACACGAUUUAACGAGAAUAGAACCUCCUCUGCCUGACUGGGUGGUAGUUGGCGAGUCCGUUAUGGUGAGACCUUACAGUUAUUGCGGCGUUAUUGCAUAUAUUGGACCCACGGAAUUUGCAUCUGGCACUUGGAUUGGUGUCGAGCUUGAUGCUCCAACCGGUAAAAAUGAUGGUGCUGUUAAUGGGCAACGUUAUUUCACAUGUAGACCCAAGUGUGGAAUAUUUGUUAAAGUAGAUAAACUAAUUCAAGACAGAAGAGGUAGAGCUUUAAGAAGUUUUACUAAACAGGAAACAGCACCACCUCCAUCAUCUACUAUGCGCAGAAGUGUCAGUCGAGGUGAAGGUUUACAUUCAUUGCAUCGAAGCCGAAGUCGUGGUGAAGGCCUUUCAACAACCGGUACUCGAUAUCCAUCGCGUGGAAAAUGAGCCCAUUUGGUAUAAAUAAAAUCAUCUACAAUAAAAUAUACAAUACAAUACCAUUAAAUAAAACAAUAUCUUACAAUUAGUUGCUACAUGCCUACACUAUAUGUAGCAGCGGUGUUUUCAGUCCUCUAGUAUAAUAAAUAGAGCAGCUAAUUGAUUACGAUUAUCAUUGUUGUCAUAAAAAUUUAUCAGUACAGUAAAAAAUUACUUUGAGCAUUAGUACAUUUGUUUAAAACCAUUCGACGCAAUCGAACUAAAUAAUUAUUUAAUAAAAGACGUCGCCAGUCAGGCAUAUUUAUUCUCACUAGAAGUAGAAAAAAAAAAUAACAUUGAAAAAUAUUUAAAAAUGAUAAAUAAUUUUUAAGCAUUCCAUUGAAUUUAUUUCAUUUAUUAAAAUCCAUCUCUUUAUUUCAUAUAUAUAUUUCAUGUUAAUUGUUUUCUUUAAUCGUUCGUUAUUUUACAUAAUUGGGCAUUCAAAUGUCCCGCGCCUAAAUUUAAAUUUUACAAUAAACUAAUUUGUAAUAAAAAAAAUAUAAAUAAUGAUUUUAAUUAAAAUACAAUAACAAUAAAAAAAAAAUAGCGCGAUAAAGACAAGUCGGUAAUAAAAAAAAAAUCGACGUAAUAUCUUACACGAUUACUUUCCAAAAUUACUUGUAUGGUAAUUUAAUCCACAGGAAAAGUAUCGUAAUUAAUUAAAAUAAUUGUUAAUCACCAUCUUAACAAUUACCCAUAAAAAAUAAUAAUAAAUAAUUAUAAUUAUUAAUGAAUUAAUUAUCUACGUGUGUAGAUUAUUUAAAAAAGAUUUUAUAUGUAUACAGUUGUUUAAUAUUGUAUUUUUUUAGCGCGACCUGUUCCUUAUUAUAAUUUUUUUUUUUAAUUAAUUAAAUUAAUUUAAUUAUUAUUUUUAAUUAUUAUUGUACCAUACAGUUGACACUAUUAUUUUUUUAUGUUACUACAUGAGUACGGUUUUUAUUUAUAAAUAAAAAAAAAUAAAUAAAUAAACUAAUAAUAAUUAAUAAUUACAUAAAUUAAAAUGUCGAAUGCUUGGGUGCAUUCCGACGGCUUUUAAGUGUUUGUUAAUAUAAUUAUAAUUAUUAUUUAAAAAAAAAAAUGAAUUAUAAAUGAAAACUACAAUUUAAGUUUAAUAAUUAAGUAAUUAAAAAAAAUGUGCAGUAGGGAUGCAAUAUUAGUAAAUUAAGUUUAGCCAUUAGGGAUUAAUAAAUUACUUGCUUAAUUGAAUAUA